AUGGCAGAUACUUCAUGCUUGCCGGCUCAGACAGCUCAAAAGCGACCGAGAAGUCGGCAGAGCACCAUUGAACCCAUGCGGUCGAGGUCAAACACAGCGUCGACCAAGAGUGCUCGUCUCUCGAGGUCUCGGGGGUCGACCGCCAGCAUUCACUCAGUCAUCACACAGUACCAUCCAGAUGUCCAGCAACAGCAACAACCAGCGCCCCAGGAUAUCUAUGCUACAUACAUGCGCUCUCAGUACCCUCCUUCACAAGUAACUUAUCAUCAUCCAAACCCAGAAGAGAUGAUCCUGCGGUACGGUGAGCAGUUCGGGCAUGCUACUGCUCCUCCUCCUGCGCCCAGGCUGGACGAGCAUACCUUGCAGCAACAGCAAGAGAGUCAUAACGUUUCAGCAGUCCGGCAGCAGCGUCCAGACCUGCAGCUUCAGGAGCAUCUUCUUCGCAACAGGAAUAUUAGUGUACAGCCGUCACAGCCGUCUCCGCCACCAGGCAUCAUCCCGGCCGAGUUUGCAUCCGCUCAUUUCCCCCAGAUGUUUGAUACCACAGAAAACCACCAUCAUCCCACACCAGACCGCAUGCUUGAAGAUAAUGACGGGUCGGAAGUCGGUCCUCGAAAGAGACGAGGCACCUCAUCUUCCAUAGCCAAUGAUAACGAACUACGACGGCUUCUUCGUCAAUAUGAUGGAUACUCUCUACAGGAUAUGGCUUCCGAGGUUAGGAAGAACGAGGGAGCCGGUGGUAAAUCAGAAAAAGUCAAACAAGUGUUUGCUAUGAUAUGGCUUCGUGAGAACUGCCAGAGAGGAGAUGGUUCGGUCCGUCGAGACCGUGUUUACUGUUGUUAUGCCGAAAAGUGUGGAAAUGACCGUGUGUCGGUGCUUAAUCCCGCCUCUUUUGGCAAGCUCGUCAGGAUCAUAUUCCCAAACGUGCAGACUCGUCGCCUCGGAGUCCGCGGAGAGUCAAAAUAUCAUUACGUUGAUUUGUCCCUUAUUGGUCAAGACACCAAGGCUGAGUGCGACGAUAAGAUGGACAAAGUGCAAGACCACGGUUUGAACCUUGAUGGUGCUGCUUCCCAGCUCGAGUCCAGCUUUCUCCCUGAUUCUCAGCAAACACAAAAAUCAAUUGUUGAUGCGGGAGACGCUACAUCUCCGGGCCUGAAUAUCCUGCAGCAAAGCCAGCCAUCCGCCCCUACACACCGCUGUGCCUGCGCAGACACCAACGUCUCCGAUAUCAACGUGGGAGUUGACCCUAUGGCUGUCAAAACCCAAUUGAAGAUCAAACAUCUGCUUCAAUUUGAGCCGACAGAUAAUACCCCAUCCACUGACAGCGAUACCCUCUCAUUGCCAAACAUACAUCAGUAUCUCCCCGACAACUCUGAUCCUUCAGCCGCCGACGCACUUGCCGCCUUGUAUCGCUCUCACUGCACAUCGGUUAUCGACAGCUUCAGGUUCUGUAAGGAAAAGAACCUCUUCCGUCACUUUACUGCCUUCCUGGGCACUCUCACCGUGCCGGUCCACAAACUCCUUAUUCAUCCGAACGUUGCACCAUGGGUGGAGGAAUGUGACUGGAUCAUGUACCAGAAGAUGCUUGCCUUUGUAUCUCCACUCACAACGCAGGUUGUUCCAGACCCUGUCCUCAAGGCCUUCCAAUCCAUUUCAUGCAAGCUUGUUACUCAUAUCGCCGAAACCCUCAAAUCGCAACCAGAGCAUGUGUCCACCGCGCGACUUGUUCCCUGCCGGCUGUUUUGUCAUUUACUGAAACGCAUGCUUGACGUUAACCAGUCUGCCAUUGCCGCUGCUGCAUGGCUCUGCCACCAACAAAAUCGAAAUAAGAUGUGGGAAGAGUUUAGUACCUUCGUUGAUCCGACUGAGACCGUCAUCAAGGCUAACAUACCUCCGUGCUCGCUGAAAACCGCAAUUACUAUAUUAAAGGAACAUAUGAAGUCUCUUUUAUACCCAUUGGAUAACUGCCCACCUCCUCAGACUGACUCUAUUGACCAGGAGUUAGCUGGGUUCCAAAAGUUCCCCCUUCAGCAAACUAACAAUGAAGAAUACACAAAUUUCCCAGACCGAUGGAUCACUUUCAUUUUACAACUGCCUGCCAUGUUCCCCAAUCACUCUGCAACUUGCAUAAUCGAAAAGGCGGAUGCACUAUGGACCACUGCCCUUCACCGUCUCACCCUUUCGAAUGCAGAGAGCUUCAGUGCCUGGUGGAUGACCAAGGUUUUCUUCCUGGAAAUGAUGCAUUGGCAAGCAGAAAGGGGAGGUUUUAUGGCUACUUCGCCAAGGUCGCUACGUGAACAUUCUGCAAACCUCUUGAACAAACCCACAGCAACAGUUGCAGCCCAGCUUGCAAGCUUCGCCUCUACCAACCAUCUCUCCAGUCAGCAAACAGAAACCGAGCAGUCAACUCAGGAGGCGGCCCCAAACGUGAAUCAGGCCACAUCGAAUACUGCAGCUAAGACCAUCAAGGCCGAUGUCCCAAACCGACCUGCUGUUGACACGAGUCUAGAGGGAAACCAGAUUAAUAAUGAUGAUAGCGCCAUCGCUCUGGAAGAGGAUUCUGUCCUUCUUGGAACCACUAAAUAUACAGACAUGACAUUGUCUGAUCCUGCAGAUGCAGAAGGGGAUGUUAUCGUCGUAUAA
Molecule: messenger RNA, 2643 nt
Organism: Trichophyton verrucosum HKI 0517
Lineage: Eukaryota; Fungi; Ascomycota; Eurotiomycetes; Onygenales; Arthrodermataceae
Product: DNA damage and replication checkpoint protein Rfx1, putative
Exons: 2
Coding region: 1-2643 (880 amino acids)
Biological process (GO): regulation of transcription by RNA polymerase II
Molecular function (GO): DNA-binding transcription factor activity, RNA polymerase II-specific; RNA polymerase II cis-regulatory region sequence-specific DNA binding
Source: RefSeq, a predicted model, not a curated record